Messenger RNA from Zymoseptoria tritici IPO323, 1617 nucleotides. RefSeq names its product serine carboxypeptidase (gene MgSCP11). The transcript has a single exon. Lineage: Eukaryota; Fungi; Ascomycota; Dothideomycetes; Mycosphaerellales; Mycosphaerellaceae. Gene Ontology annotation, biological process: proteolysis. The coding region runs from base 1 to 1617 and encodes 538 amino acids. Gene Ontology annotation, molecular function: serine-type exopeptidase activity; dipeptidyl-peptidase activity. The record is from RefSeq and is a predicted model, not a curated record.
AUGCAUCUCUUUUGGCUGCUCAUCACGCUCAUUAACCUCACCUCCGCCUACCGGAGAUCGACUUCGAACCGUCAUCCCCAUUUGCUGCACCGAUCGCUCCUGCAAGCACGCUCCGCGAACGAUGUCGCUUCAAAAUUUGCAAACUUCACAUUCGAGCAAUACAUCGACCAUGAUCAACCGGAGCUCGGCACCUUUCCCCAGAGAUAUGUCGUGGACACAACAUACUGGAAUGGUACUGGAUCCCCAGUGAUCCUUUGGAUAUGGGGCGAAGGUCCAAUAGAGGAUGGCUUGAUAUAUUUCAACAAGAGUCUGGGCACAGCUGGUCUACUAGCCUCCGAGAUUGGCGCUGCGCAGGUCAUCCUAGAGCACCGAUUCUUCGGCGAAAGUGUCGUCUUUGACGAAUGGACGACGCAGAAUUUGCAGUAUCUGACGUCUGACAAUGCUAUACGAGAUGCAAUUCGGUUUGCCAAGUCUGUUCAGCUGCAUUUCAGCAACGUUACGGGCCUUGGAGAUGUACCCUGGAUCGCCACUGGAGAAUCAUAUGGCGGCGCCCUUGUAACAUGGCUUGCUCAGCUCCAUCCCGAUACUUUUUGGGCAUAUUAUGCCUCCAGCGCGACCGUCGAGGUUGUCCCUGAUAACUUCGGAUUCUAUGUGAUUGGGGAGGAAGUGUUCCGCCAGAAUUGCACAAAGGACCUUCAACUUGUCGCUGCGCAUAUCGAUGAGAUCCUGGUGAAUGGCUCCGCUGAUCAAAUACACGACAUAAAGGCUUUGUUUGGGAUGGAGACCCUGAAGGACGAUGUUGACUUCGUCACUGCUCUGGGGCGGCCUACUGCGUCGUAUUUCCCAGGUGACAACCCCGGAGGAUUUUGUGACAGGAUCGAAGGAGGCCUCGACGCCAUUGGAGGAGCUCCAGCUACUGGCAUUGGUCUGGACAAAGCCCUCGUCAACUUCGCCGCUAUAUGGAAAGCAUACUGGAAUCCUCCUCAGGCGUGCGACCAGUGGUAUGCUGCACUCGGCGUCCCUAAUCCGUGCCACGGUCAUGCCAACGCGUCGACAUGUUGCUUCGACACCCGCGAUCCGACUUCAGCUCCUUGGAGCGACACGAGACCUGACGACGUGUACUUUGGACGAGCCUACUCAUGGCUGCAAUGCAACGAGAUCGGGAUGUGGGACACUGGCGCCCCAGACGAUCGUCCCAGCAUUGUCAGCCGCCUGAUAGUUCCGGAAUAUUGGUACGCACAAUGCACCCUUCGGUUCCCUCCAGGUCCAAAUGGCGAGAUCUACGGCUGGGCUCGGGGCAUCACUCCAUCUGACCGCAACACUGUUACGGGUGGUUGGAACAUCGACUGCAGAAAUCGAAUCGUCUUCGGAAACGGGCAGUGGGACGGAUUCCGCUACUCAACUGUCGUCUCGCCUCUUCGACCUGGAGGUCCUCUUCUAACGAAUGGAAAUGCGUAUGUGUUUGACCAGAAACAAGGACAACAUGGCGAUGACUUCUUCGUCAAGUGCGGCCCAGACGAAUUUGAGUGCCCGCGCGAGCAGGACGAGAUUCGUGGGCAAUUGAGGAAGUUCGUGGAUGAGUGGUAUUCUCAAAGGAUCGAUACGGCGGGAUCGUAA